AUGGCGUUCCUGUACCUCGACAACCCGUGUGAAAGUGCGCAACGGUUCAAGUUACCGGAGGACCCAGAGAGUAGACUGGAGUGGGUUCAGUUUCUCUUCGAAAUCAAUGGACAACGACUUAAAGAAUCGUCCUGGACUGAUAUCACCAUUUGUAGUGAACACUUCACAGAUGACUGUUUUGACCUGGCUGCAACUGGCACGGUCCAGCUAAAGCCCAGUGCAGUCCCAUCACUGUGUAUCAAGUCAGAGCCAGACGAACCUCUGGAGAGCCCACAAUCUGUGGAGCCUGUGGAAACCACUGAAGUCGCAUGUCAGUGUGAUGACCUUGACACUUGUAACAGUCCAACUGCCUACUCUGAAAAGUCAAAACAUACUUUAACAGAUGCUGUCACCACUGGACAUGGCCAAAAUGUACAAAAAGUUUUGAAUACGGAUUUGAACAAGGAAAAAGCUGCACUUCUGCAGAUGGAAGGAAAGCACGUUGUGAAUGAAAGCUGCCUGCUCCAGCUGUUUCGCCGCAAAUGCCCGUCGUGUGGCUGCAAGCUUCGGAUGGAGAAGGUCACCUGUGGGGUACUGAUCAUCUUGAACCAACAGUGUCUUCAGUGUGAGUACAGAAACCAGUGGAAAAGCCAGGUCAAUGCCAGUGUCCCAACAGCUGCAGAAGUAACUCCAGAGACCCAAAAAGAAUUGCCAACAAAUGACAACCCCUGCAGUGCAGUCUCCUCUGAGAUCGUUACUCUCAGUGAUGAAGACAGCAAUCCCUCAGAUGAUGGAGAGGACGGUGAUGAAGGUGGGGUGAGUACAGACGGGGAGUGGAAUCCAACGGAGGAGAUUUUGCUGGCUGAGGAGCUCAGAAAGGAAUCUGAGGAGGAAACCGAAGAUGAAGGUGAAGAGGAAGACGAUUUUGAUUCCCCUGGUGGCCUCAAAAUUAACGAGCUCUGCACAGAGUGUGGAAGCUUUUUCAAUAUUCUGAAGCCUCACACAUGUGAGCACAAAAUUAAGCCCUAUCCCUGCAAUAUUUGUGGCAAAAGAUGCGUCACUGAGACAUCUCUAAAAACUCAUAGCAAAAUCCAUGAUGAAACGUAUGAACAUCCCUGCAAAUACUGCCACGUUACCUUCAAGACAAGGGUGGACAAACUUAAACAUGAGCAGAUCCAUCAGGAUAGCAAAGAUCCCUAUAAAUGCCCCGACUGUCCAGAGACAUUUGCCACAAGUAAAGCGCGCAGCAUCCACCUGUCAAACCACAGAGUGCCAAAGGAGUUCAAAUGUGGAGUGUGCGGGAUUGAGUUUAAGGAUGUACAUCAUCUUCGUAGACAUUCCGUUGUUCACACGGGUCUGAAGCCGUACAAGUGUUCGGUGUGCCAGCGUGGCUUCAACCAGACGAGCCAUCUCAAAUCUCACAUGCGUCUGCACACAGGGGAGAGGCCUUUCAAGUGUCAGCACUGUGACAAACGCUUCAAUCACAACGUGAGCUUGAAGAGUCAUGUCCAGCGUUACCACGCAUCCAAUUCUGGGCGUGGACAUAAGAAGGGUAAGAUCAAUGAAAGAGCAAGCCACACUGGUGAUGCUGAGGACAGUGAGAGUAAGAGAGGAACAGACUCAGAGUUUGACAAUGUAGAGGAAGAACAAGACACAGAAGAGGAGGUGCAGAAGGAGAGAAUAGAUUUGCCAAAAAGUAGAAAGAGGAGCACAGGCCGACCCAGAGGAAGGCCUAAGAGAGAUAUAGCGGGCAACUUGGUUCUGUCAGGGCAAAAUAAAAACAGGCGCUCAAAGACUAAGACUUCAAAAUCAAAGGUGCAGAAGUCCAAGACAACUGGUUCCAGCGAUGAGGAGGGCGAGCGGUCGGACAGCAGCAUAUCCUUUGACUCGGAAGAGGAGGAAGAAUCAGAAGAAGAAGAGGAGAAGCAGACAGCGAAGAAGAGCACAGGGAGAUCUAGAGGAAGACCAAAAAACGACAGUGACUCUGAUUUUCACCCAGAAGAGGACACAAAGAAAAAGAGGUACAGCAGUGACAACAGUGGUAAGAGCUCAGGGAAGCGCAGGGGGAGAGCAAGAAAGAAAGUAAUGGUCUGA
This is a messenger RNA of Seriola dumerili (greater amberjack), 2073 nucleotides long. RefSeq names its product zinc finger and SCAN domain-containing protein 2-like. Gene Ontology annotation, biological process: regulation of transcription by RNA polymerase II. Gene Ontology annotation, molecular function: DNA-binding transcription factor activity; RNA polymerase II cis-regulatory region sequence-specific DNA binding. The transcript is spliced from 6 exons. The record is from RefSeq and is a predicted model, not a curated record. The coding region runs from base 1 to 2073 and encodes 690 amino acids. Lineage: Eukaryota; Metazoa; Chordata; Actinopteri; Carangiformes; Carangidae.